AUGGAGUUCGAGAAUGGGAAUGUGCAUGUCAUCUCCACCAAAGAAGGAUGGGAUGAGGCAAUAUCAGAAGCCUACGAAAAUGGCAAGAUCGUAAGCUCCCCGGCUUGAAGCUUUGACUUAUGUGCUCGCAGUGGUGGAUUACCAGACCCAAAAGUCAACCACCCAGUUCUCAUGCGACGGCCUGUCUCACAUGCCGGAUGUUCUCUUUUGAGUUUCCCCCCACUCCCAGGUUGUGGCGAACUUCAGCGCCUCUUGGUGCGCUCCAUGCAGAUCGAUCGCUCCUCUUUACGGCGAAAUGUCUGAGAAAUUCCCUUCGCUUACUUUUGUGACGGUCGACGUCGACAAAAUGAUGGUGAGUGCAUCGUUCUCAUGGGGAAGACAACUAGAACGACCUAAGAGGAAGAGAGCGUCGUGUUGCAGGAGCUCAGUUCGUCAUGGGAAGUCCGGGCGACGCCGACCUUCUUCUUCCUCAGAGACGGCCGGCAGCUAGAUAAGCUCGUUGGUGCCAACAGAACGGAGCUUCUGCAGAAAGUAGCGGCGCUGGCUGAUCCAUCGACCCGCUCAUCCCAAAGGUCUCCCAGUCACUAA
Molecule: messenger RNA, 588 nt
Organism: Spirodela intermedia
Lineage: Eukaryota; Viridiplantae; Streptophyta; Magnoliopsida; Alismatales; Araceae
Source: the annotation of a GenBank genome assembly